Melampsora larici-populina 98AG31 is the source of this 612-nucleotide messenger RNA. RefSeq lists its product as uncharacterized. The transcript is spliced from 4 exons. The record is from RefSeq and is a predicted model, not a curated record. Lineage: Eukaryota; Fungi; Basidiomycota; Pucciniomycetes; Pucciniales; Melampsoraceae. The coding region runs from base 1 to 612 and encodes 203 amino acids.
AUGUAUCCUCUCAAGUCUAAAAAAAUUAUUGCCCUUAUAUCAUGUGUCUUUACUCUGUGGGUAACACCAUCACUUGCCAUGUUCAUGAAGGGCAACCUCUUUGCUCACAAUCUUGAUGAAGAUCCACGCAUACCCGAUCCAAAAGUUGUGAUGGAUGGAAUCAUGCAACAAUAUCAGGCAUUAGCCAGACGAAAAGAUACAAAGUUCAAAGGCGUUGUGAAUGUGAUCACAUAUUUUCCUGAGCGCCAACAUGUCAGCGGUGGUUUGUUCAAUGAAGAUGCUCUUGCUCAUUUCCAAAAAGGAUUAGACCAAUGGACUAAAGUCCUCUUGAACGGCAAGGUGGUUGAGAGUGAAAAUUCAAACGAGCUUGUAAUUCAGAUGACAGGUCGAUUUACAAAUGCAUAUAACAUACGGUUCCCACAAGAUCGCAAACAAAUGAAUCACCUUGCACGAUUUCAUUUCAAACCAACAGAAUCACAUUACGUACUUUCUAUGAUUAACAUAGUCCAUGGAAAACAUCAUGUAGGCUGUUCAGAUGGUCUUGAAGCCGAGAUCAAUGCAGAGAUUGAAACCUUGGUACAGGAAUUAAAAUAUUUGCAAGCUAACCAAUAA